Eriocheir sinensis (Chinese mitten crab) is the source of this 1461-nucleotide messenger RNA. Its product is annotated as protein THEM6-like. Bases 347 to 967 code for a protein of 206 amino acids. The record is from RefSeq and is a predicted model, not a curated record. The transcript has 4 exons. NCBI's taxonomy places the organism in Eukaryota, Metazoa, Arthropoda, Malacostraca, Decapoda, Varunidae.
UCUAUAUAGCUAUACAAGUAACUAUUUCUUUCCUUUAUCGCCAUUUCCUGUUUUCAGUGUUUUUCUUCCAUAUGAUAGUUUUUAAGCUUUUUUUUUGGCAAAUGCUUAAAUAUAUUUCCAAAGUAUCCUUAUAAAUAGAACACUUGAUAGUUCCUAAUACUUUUGUCUUCAUAUAUUGCAUGAGUUACAGAGAAAAGUAUGGGUAAAACAAGUGAAGAAAUAGAAGUACCAAGAAGAAUGUGUUCAUUAUCUAGAAUAUAACUGAUGAUAAUCUCAUCACAUAGCGCCCUACUGCCUCGCCCACUGAAGCUGCAGGGAGGGCUUUGGGUAUGGGGGAUGGAACCCUAUGCAAGGUGUUGUGUACAUGCAAAUUAAGACAAUGGUUGAACUGACAACUGUUGCCAUUGGCAUUCUGGUCUCCAUAGAGUUUGGCUACUUUGUGAAGGUCAUUAUUCAUGGAAUUAGCGCCAAGCUCUUCUUGAGUAAAGUCCAUCCUCUUAAAUCUUCAAAUAUAUAUGGAUUAUGCACAACACGAGACAUUGACUUUAUGUUAAACCACAUCAACAAUGGCCGGUAUCUGCGGGCCAUGGAUUUUGGCCGACUUGAUCACUGCAUCAGGUCUGGCAUCUUUAAGACCGUUUAUGAGACCAAAUCUAAACUGCUUGUGGCUGCAUCCACCAUAAGAUACCGCAAGCCCGUGUAUCUCUUCGUUCCCUACAGGCUACAGUCACAGAUUGUGUACUGGGAUGAGAAGAACGUUUACUACCGCCAAGACUUUGUAACUCUUCAUGACAACUUCCUGCGAGCAACGGCCUAUGUCAAGCUGGCAGUGUUGGGGCUACAGACAGAGGAGCUCUUCUCCUUAGUGACUUCAGAGAGUGUUACCCUCCCUGAGGCUCCAAAUGACCUUAUAUCCUGGAUAAAUUAUAACAAGCUGAACAGUGAAAGCAUUAAAAAAGAUAUAUAGAUUGCUAGUUAUGUUCAAUUUACUUGUAGUGCUAUUGAUUACCUGUGAUAUACCCUAGAUAUGUGUUCUCUGAAUUGCUGUAAAUUUGUCAGUUGAGAGAAAGUACAAGAAAUCUAGGACUAGUGAUUUUUAGAGUUGCCCAGUUUAUGUAGGACAAUGUGGUUGCUUAGUCCAUAAAGGUGAUUGAUCUUGUAAUAAUGCACUUGCUACUUAUCUUUUUCUCAAAUAGUACAAUCCAAACUAAAAGGAAAAAAUAGUCCUUCCUUUCACUUUAAUAAGCACAAAACUCUUCUUCAGUCAGAAUCUCACAAACCUAGGUUGCACUAAGAUUCUCACCCCUCUCAGGCUAGCUGAUAGUGAUAACUAUGAAUAGUUAAGCAUCACAACCUCACACAUGACUGGGCUCCCUCAGGCGCCCAAUGCAGAGAACUUUGUAGCACUUUGUCAGAUAUGGGUCAUUGUCAGGAUUGCUGAGGUUAAGUGAGUGGGAGCAG